AUGCCCGAUUCCCCGGCUGAAUCCUCCGUGUCGGAUACCUCUGCUAUGCCAAAAGGCCCUGCAAAUUCGGAUGUUCGAGAAGCGAAACGCCGUCGGCUCAGUAUAGCAACAAACACCUUGUCAAAACCUUUCCGCUCACCUCUGCUCUCCAAACCUCGCUCGACUGCUACAACUCCUUCUCCUACAAAAUCAGUUGCUUCAUCAGUGGGAUCUCCUACCUCUCCGGUUACAGAUGCUCCAAUAGCUACAAAUCGUCGCCGUCCGAGCCUUCAAUUUACCACCAGACGGACUUCCUCAGCCCCUCAAAAUCCUGAGUUAACAAAGCUGUAUAAGCAGCAAUCAACCUUGGAGGCAAAUUUGCGGGGGAAGAGGGCAUUGCUAGACACUGCAAAACAGGCUCUGAACAUCGAGACGGCAGCCGACGGGCGUGGUGAAGAGAAAUUGCAAGCGUUGAUAGAGAAGUGGAGGACGGCAGCCAGCAGCGCAGCAGAUGCGUUAUAUGAGAUAACUAGUCAGAGAGCAACGAAUGCUGGCCCUGGAGGUUGGAAGGAAUUAAUUGGGAAAAGGGGUUGGGACGAUGAUGAAAAACAGCCUACUUAUGGAAAAGGUGGCGAAGAUGAGGAGUUUACAAUGGGAGUAAUGCUGAAAGCUUUGGGGAUUGAUCCGGAGUUGAUUGGGUAUGACCAGGAUAACGAUUGUUGGAAGUGAUUAGAUUUAGUUUUCCGCGCGGUAUACUGGGAUUUGGUGGUGAUCGUCACGAUGAGGCGCAUAACCAAAUUUCCCGUGAAUUAGCCUUUGAGUCCCUUCGGUGGAUGUCGUGGAAAGCAUUUUCACCACACACGCGCGGCAUUUUUUUUUUGUCCUAAAAGCGAUCGUUAGAAGCAGAAAUAAA
This is a messenger RNA of Tuber melanosporum (Perigord truffle), 892 nucleotides long. RefSeq lists its product as uncharacterized. Bases 1 to 708 code for a protein of 235 amino acids. Gene Ontology annotation, biological process: DNA recombination. The transcript has 3 exons. The record is from RefSeq and is a predicted model, not a curated record. Lineage: Eukaryota; Fungi; Ascomycota; Pezizomycetes; Pezizales; Tuberaceae.